Messenger RNA from Paramecium sonneborni, 1241 nucleotides. Lineage: Eukaryota; Ciliophora; Oligohymenophorea; Peniculida; Parameciidae. The record is from the annotation of a GenBank genome assembly.
AUGAGAAAAAUGAAAGACUCUAAAGAAUGUUUAAUUGGAUAGCACAAUAUUGAAAGAGAUUUCAUAUUAUAAUGAAUAGUAAUUACAAGAAUUGAUAAAUUUAGUAUAAUGUUGCAAUUUAAUUAAAUCAAUGAGUGAUGACGAUUCUAAUCAGGUUAUUCUAGCAAUAACAAAAGUAGGAUGCAUGAUUACUUUUUUUAUGUUAAUUCUGAUUGUAGGAAGUCUGCCAAUCAGAUUGAAAGCAUUCAAAUCAAAUAAGGUAGAAAUAACAUAUGAAAAGAUUAGAAACUUUUGGCAUAUAUGGGAGCAUUUUCUGGAGGAUUAUUUUUAGCAGUAGGUUUAGUUCAUUUGUUACCAGAGGCAGCAGACAAUUUUGAAUAGGCUUAUGAUGAUGAUGAAGAGCAUUUUCCAUUUGCUUAUGCUAUAUCUAUAACUAGUUUUUCGCUAAUACUUUUUAUCGAGAAAAUAAUAACAGACCAUCAUCAUGAUCAUGGACAUGAAGAUGAGCAUCAUCAUCAUGAGAGCAAUUCCAAAAAUACUUAAGUUUAAGAUUAAAAUCAACUCUUUGUUAAUGGAAGUGUAGACACAGUAGCAUUAUUAGAAAACAAGAAUAAUGAAGAAUAAUUUAAGGAUGCUUUAAACAAAUAAGUAUUAAAAUAGUCAAAAUUGUUAGUUGAUUGUAGCAAAAAAAGCAUCAUUUGUACAAAUGGUGAAAAAAUCAAUAGCUUAAGAUCCAAAAAAUUCGAUUAUAUAUUAAGAUGUUAAUACAUGGGCUCCUUAUAUAUUAUAAAUAGCUGUUGGUAUUCAUGCAGUUUUUGAGGGAUUAUCAAUAGGUAUUUAAGAAGAAGUUUCUUUAUGUAUUGGUAUAGCAUUAGUAGUAUUAUGUCAUAAAUGGGUAAUUAAAAAAUAUUAUAUAAUAGGCUGAGGGUAUGACAUUAGGACUUGCAUUUAGAAAAGCAGGUGUAAACUAGAAAACUUCAACUUAUAUGAUAUUGAUUCAAUCAAUAAUGAAUCCAGUUGGAAUAGGAAUUGGAUGGAUAAUGGCAGAUAAAGGACCAUUAUAUACAGGCAUAUUUGUAUCAAUUUCAGUGGGAACUUUUAUUUAUAUUUCCACAAUGGAGACAUUGACAGAAGAAUUUUCAAUUUCAUAAUACAAAUGGGAAAAGUAUUUUAUAUUUGUGGUUGCAAUUAUAUUCGUAUCAAGUUUGUGGUUUGUAGAAUAAGCAGUUGGAGGAGAUUGA